AAACAAAUACAUCAUGGCGGGGCCCACAGAGCACCGACCACCAGCCACCGGGCUGGUGGCAGGGGUGUAGCCAAUCCGUUUCCCUCUCCAAAACCCUACAUCCGUCCCCUCCCCGCCAACCGCAGAUCGUGUCUGAAAUUCGAAUAGCUGCAGCGCCUUGAGAUGAAGUUUAGGGCUUCUCCUCCAAAAUGGCUUAUCUUUCCUCGCCAUUUCCAUCUUCGUCAUCUUCCGUUCCGCCAGCCCUCCUCCUACCCCCCCGCCAAAAGCUUCUGCACGAGCCGAGCUUCUGUUAAUGGCGGAGCCAGCAGCAGCAGCAGCGGCAGUGAAGGUAAUUCCUUUUUGGUGCCUGGUGCUACAAUGGCUACCAUACUCAUGCUUGGCAUUCUUCAUGCCCGGCGCAUAUAUGAUGACAAGAAGGUCGAAGAAGCAAGGGAGAAAGGGGUUGAAUUUGAGUUCUCACCUGACACAAAGGCCGCAUUCUUGGGAUUGCUACCACUGCGUUCCAUUUCACGUUUAUGGGGUUUCGUGACAAGUACGGAAAUUCCCAUCUGGUUGCGUCCCUACAUUUACAAAGGCUGGGCUCGAGCAUUUCAUUCCAAUUUGGACGAAACUGCUCUUCCUCUGGAAGAAUAUGCUUCCUUACGUGAUUUUUUUUCUCAUGCACUCAAAGAAGGCUCAAGGCCCAUUGACUCUGAUCCAUUUUGUCUGGUCAGUCCUGUAGAUGGUACGGUAUUAAGAUUUGGUGAACUAAAAGAACCAGGGGGCAUGAUUGAACAAGUCAAAGGGUUUUCUUAUUCAGCAUCUUCCCUUCUUGGUGCAAACUCAUUCAUUCCCAUGGUAGUCCAGGAGGACAUGCAUGGAGAACACAGUGAACAGAAGCACGUUUCAAAAGAUUCAAGUAAAAGGUCAUGGUGGCGAAUUUCAUUGGCAUCUCCCAAAGUGCGGGACCCCAUUUCAAUGGGUCCAGUGAAGGGUGUAUUCUACUGCGUUAUAUAUUUAAAGCCUGGUGACUACCAUCGAGUACAUUCUCCAGCUGAUUUGCAUAUUUUUAUUCGGCGCCAUUUCUCAGGUCGCCUUUUCCCUCAAAAUGAACGUGCUACACGAACAAUCAGAAAUCUAUAUGUGGAGAAUGAAAGGGUUGUUCUUGAAGGCCAAUGGUCAGAAGGAUUUAUGGCACUUGCUGCAAUCGGCGCAACAAAUGUUGGAUCCAUUGAACUUUCCAUUGAACCAGAACUGAGGACGAACAGACCAAAACGGCGGUUGCUGCAUUCUGACCCUCCAGAUGAGCGCAUAUAUGAACCUGAAGGCAUUGGGGUGGUGCUUAAGAAGGGCGACGAGGUAGCAGCAUUCAACAUGGGGUCAACUGUAGUGCUUGUUUUCCAAGCUCCCGUGUUGAAAUCCACUGAAGAAGAUGGUUCCGCUGCAGAGUUCAAGUUUUGUAUUAGAAAUGGUGACAGGAUUCGGAUGGGAGAAGCCUUAGGUAGAUGGCGGGCUUCAUAGCAGGGACUGCAUGACGGGUAUUUUUGGUACACAUGCAUGCUGUGGUGGCCUGUUGGCAUGACUGUAAGGCUGCUGAUUUUUUAAUUUUUUUAAAAUAAUAUAUCUACAUUUUUUUUUAUCACUGAUAAAAUGCACGUGCAUUAUUGCA
Magnolia sinica is the source of this 1648-nucleotide messenger RNA. RefSeq names its product phosphatidylserine decarboxylase proenzyme 1, mitochondrial. The coding region runs from base 163 to 1500 and encodes 445 amino acids. Gene Ontology annotation, molecular function: phosphatidylserine decarboxylase activity. NCBI's taxonomy places the organism in Eukaryota, Viridiplantae, Streptophyta, Magnoliopsida, Magnoliales, Magnoliaceae. Gene Ontology annotation, cellular component: mitochondrion. The record is from RefSeq and is a predicted model, not a curated record. Gene Ontology annotation, biological process: phosphatidylethanolamine biosynthetic process. The transcript has 12 exons.